Messenger RNA from Symbiodinium pilosum, 4083 nucleotides. The record is from the annotation of a GenBank genome assembly. Lineage: Eukaryota; Dinophyceae; Suessiales; Symbiodiniaceae.
AUGGCCGGCCUUGAUGACCUCGUUUACUGUCUGUGUGUGGCGGACAGUGGCACUUUGGCCAUUUGCGGCUGGAUCAUAGAAAAUCAGGGGAGCGACAUCGUACUGGGUACAGUGCCUGUGCCGAACAUUGCCAAUUCUCAGAAGGCCAAAAGUGGUUCACGCGAAGUUGGUUUUGUGAGGGUCAGCUUGGACAGUGUUAGUCUUCAGGCUCCGGCCAACUGGACUGGCACCAAACCAUCGGAGCUUCCCCCACUCACUGCAUGCAAAGAUGCCUGGAAGAAAGUGAGCGCCGACCUGCAAAGCAGCAAAACCGAGCCCGUGGAUGUGCGGGCCCCUCGGCGGGUUCCUCAGAAGGGACGUCGCGGGUUAGCUUCGGAUCUUUCCAAUCUCCAGAGCCUGUUUGGGGAAGUCCCCGACGAUGGCGACGAGACGGAGGACGACGACGAAGAGCUGCCACCGAGGGCCUCGAAGUCAGGUUACCUGGCUCCCGGGCAGAGCUCCUUGGGCGAGGGGCGUCGGAAGAAGAAGGAAGACUAUCACAGGGGCGAGCAUUUCGAUCUAAAGAAGAUUGUGACCGCGGGGCUAGCCUCGGGACAGAGUCCUUCGGACCUGGUGCCAGUGAUGAUGUUAAGCAUGCUUCUGGAUCGAGAUCGCGACGACAAGAAGAAGAAGAAAAAGAAGGAUCGACCCAUGUCUUCUCAGGACGAUUUGGGACUCCUUGGUGGCUCAGACUCCGACAGCUCAAGCGACGAGGGCUCGGCUGGGAAAGGGAUGAAGUCAGUCAACACCCUUCAUCGAAUGCACCGGCAGAUCAAGGAGCGUCCUCACAAGAUCGUGGAGCUCUUCGAAAAGGAAGUAAUCGAGGAGAUGGGCAUCGUGAAGGGGCAGGCUUGGACACUGCGCGACUUUGUCCGUCGCCAGCAGUGGGGCAAGUUCAAGGGCAUCUACAGGUGCGCCAUUAUGGACGUGGCGGCCUACGAACUGAUCAGGUCCAACCAGGCGGAUGCCGCAGCAGCCCAGCUCGUGCAAAACCUCAAAGCAAAAAUGCAGUGUGUGAUCCAGGGAGGCGAGUGGUCGACAGCAUGGCUUCUAACAGGACUCGUGGAUCCUCUUGCGAGGCGAGAAUUCGCGGGGAGUCGCGAAGAGAUGAGCAUCGUAUCCGGCUACUUAGAGAGUGUGGCUCGCCUACAGAAGAAGCUUCGAGAGACCAAGGGCGCAGGCGUAGAGGACGACGACGAAGGAGGUGUGCUGCCCUACCCGGAGAUAAUCCGUUCUGGGGUAGUUGGUUCUGAUGGGCUUCCCCUUCGUCAUGUUUGGGCGAUGCAGUUUAUCAAUUCGUUGGUUUGCUGGUCAAACUUUGUGACUAUGGGGUGUCCUGUCGCUGGUGGCCGCUAUGAGCCGCGAGGAGGGUAUCGGUGUCUUGCUGAUAUGCGGGAAUUUGCCGACAUGCUUCUUGGCGAGGUGGUUGAAUUCGGUAGCCUUGACUUGCUUGAGGGAUCCUUGGCUUGCGAGGGUAAGCGGGGCGUCAUCGAUGAGCUUUUGUCCAAGGUGGAGUGUACAGCUGGUGCAUGUUAUUCUGAUUUUCGUGGGCCGGGCUUGGGGGAGGCUGGGGUACCCACUCUUCCCGUGAGAGCUGAGCGCAUUGCAGUGCCGAAGGUGGCUGGCACGGUGGAUCCGUGUCUUUGGCUGGAGCCGGGCCGCGCUGAGGUGGUUGGAAACCUGGAGAAGCUCAGAAAACCUGAGUGCGAGUGGGAGGAGAUUGUGCAUGCUUUUCAUCAGGUCCCUCCCGAUGAGGAGGACAAGGUGGUUCGCCGACUUUUGGAGACCAAGAUGGUUGAGCUUGUUCCUGAGUCAGAGUUGCCGCAGAGUGCCAGUGGAAGAUUAUUGAUUGGAGGUCUGUUCGCUGUGCUCAAGAAUGAGCAGGAGGAUCGACUAAUUUUUGACAGAAGGCCUGAGAAUGCCACGAUGCAUCGUCUCCGUUGGGCAAAACUACCGGCAGGUGCUUGCUUCGCCAAACUUUUGCUGGGCGAGAAGGAGUAUUUGCGUGCUUCGGGUGACGACCUCAGGAACUAUUACUAUAUGCUACGUCUUCCACGGAACUGGGUUAAGUACAAUGCUGCUGGAAGAAGGGUUUCCCCAAAGGUUCUCCGUGAUUAUGGUUUGGAUGCUUCUGUGCCACACCGAGCUUGCUUUGCAGUUCUGGGGAUGGGGGACAAGAAUGGGUGUGAUAUUGCUCAGGCGGUUCAUGAAGGGUUGCUGCGAAGGCAUGGCGUCUUGCUUCCCAUCAAUACCCUGCAAUAUGGAGAACAUCUGCCUGAGGGAGAGCUCCUCGAGGGUGUCUACUUGGACGAUUUGCUAGUGGCCAAGCGGUGCUCUGUUGAUGAGGUGAUCCCCCUUGAUGGUUCCUUUGUGCCCCCGCCUGCCCAGGUCGACGAUGCCGACGUCCUCGAGAUCAAGGCUGCGGAGAUGGCCUAUCAGGAGGCACAACUGCAACGGGCUGAGCACAAAGCGUUUAGGCUUCGAACUUUGUUCAAGGCAUGGGGAGCCGAGAUCGACGGCAUUCAAGGGAAGGCGGGGAGCCCGCUACAAGUACGUCAGCAGCUAUGGCAUCUGUUGCAAAAGCUGGUUGCAGGUGGAUGGGCUUCUCGUGAUCUCCUCAGGAAGGUGGUGGGAUACUUAUCAUAUGCCUUUCAAUAUCGACGUGAAUUGUAUUCCUUAAAACAUCACCUGUACAAGUUCCUUGCCAGGAUGAAGCCAAAGAAAUGGCAUCGAUUACCUGGUCACAUCCUUGACGAACUUCGUGCUUGUGCUCUACACUUACCAUUCGCAGUGUGGAACAUGCGUAGGAAGUUGAAUAGGGUUGUGACGGCCACGGACGCAACCCCAACGUCAGGUGGCUGCGUAUCUGCUGAAGUCAGUGAAGAGCUUGCUUCCGCUUUGUGGCGGCAUACGGAGGUGAGGGAGGAAGCCACUAGAUUGGAUCGUUCAGUCAUGUUGGAACUCCAGGCCGAAGCUCCGCGCGAGGCAUCAUUGUUUGCAAGUACGGUGGCGGAACGCUUACACUGGCAUGUUGAGAGUAGCUACAUGUUCCGUGAGACGUCCCACAUCAACUUACAAGAGGCCAGAGCGUUGCGGAAGGAGGUCAUUCGCAUGGCUGCUGAUCGUUUCCAUCAAGGGCAUGCUUGCAUCUUCCUCAAUGACAGCUUUGUUGUAACAGGGGCAUUUGCUAAAGGUCGUUCCUCAUCCUAUCGGCUCAAUGGUAUUCUCCGAGGUAUGCUGCCACAUCUGAUCUUUGGUCGCCUCGCCCUUGGCAUCAUUUGGAUUGAGACCGGCUCUAACCUUGCUGAUCACCCUUCAAGGUUCUCGCUGUUGCCUUCCCCAAAAACGUCGCCGGCAUGGUUGCAGAAGCUUUGUCCUGGGCUUAUGCGUCGCAGGGUUGGUUUGGAAAUUUUUGCCGGAACAGCGAGGGUGACUUCAGCGCAUGUAAGGAGGGGUUUCGAGAUGCGGCCUCCCAUUGACAUUCUCUAUGGCGGUGAUGCCUUUGAUGAGAUCAUCGACCAGGCCCUCAUGAAUGGUGAGUUGUUCUGGAUUUGGUUAGCUCCUCCAUGCAAAUCAUUCAGCCCGUUGAGGAACUUGGAUCAUGGUGGCCCGUUGAGGCCAAAGGGGCUACCCGAGGGGCGGGAGUCCAGCCAUGAAGUGAGACACGGGAACCGCUUGUGGAGGCGGGCGCUGCAACUGGUGGAGCUUGCGCUGAAGGCGGGGACGUAUGUCUUCUUGGAACAUCCUUGGCACUCCUCAGCUUGGCGGAUGAGGGAUUCAGAAGUGAUCUUGAAGCAUGAGAGUUUGAAGUCCUACCGUUUGGAGUGGUGUGCAUUUUCGGACAUGUCGCGCGUGGGGCUGCCUAAUCAAAAGCCGACUCGGGUGGUGACCAAUGCUCCGUGGUUCAAAGAUGUCCCUCGUCUCUGCCCCAAAAAUCAUGCCCAUGGUCCUCCGUUGAGGGGUGAAAGAGCUCGCUUGGCGGGUGCAUAUCCUCUUGAGUUCUGCGACGUCUUGGCUGAUGCCUUUGCGAAGUGGUCGGCGUAG